Chrysochloris asiatica (Cape golden mole) is the source of this 1532-nucleotide messenger RNA. RefSeq names its product archaelysin family metallopeptidase 1 (gene AMZ1). Lineage: Eukaryota; Metazoa; Chordata; Mammalia; Afrosoricida; Chrysochloridae. Gene Ontology annotation, molecular function: metallopeptidase activity. Bases 66 to 1532 code for a protein of 488 amino acids. Gene Ontology annotation, biological process: proteolysis. The transcript has 6 exons. The record is from RefSeq and is a predicted model, not a curated record.
CUGGAAGACUCCGUGGCUGUGCCCAGGGCAGCUCAUGGACAGCACAUGGGUUCCCGGGAGUGGCCAUGCUACAGUGUAGGCCCGCUCAAGAAUUCAGCUUUGGCCCUCGUGCCCUGAAGGAUGCGCUGCUGUCCACCGAUGUGGCCCUGAGGCAGCUGUACACCACAGCUUUCUCCCCGGCAGAGCGGCUCUUCCUAGCCGAGGCCUAUAACCCUCAGGGGACACUCUUCUACUCUCUGCGGAUCCGAACAGCCUCCGACUGGCUCCUGAGCCGCCCAGAGGCCCCCGAGGCCUUCCAGGAUUUCUAUCAGUCCCUGCUGGGUCGGAAGCAAAGCCCAGGCCGGAAGCACAUCUACCUGCAACCCAUAGAUCUGAGUGAGGGCUCGGUAGGACGCCCCCUGCUGGAAAGUGUUCGGAGCUACACCGAGGCCUUUUUUCUGGGCCUGAGGGUCAAGUGCCUUCCUUCGGUAACAGCCUCGGCGAUCCAUUGCCCUUCACGCCCCAGGCGGGACUCGGAUCGGCUGCAGUUCCACGCAGAUGGCAUCCUCUCCUUCCUGAAGAGCCACAAGCCGGAAGAUGCACUUUGUGUGCUGGGCCUCACGCUGUCCGAUCUGUACCCCAGAGAGAGCUGGAGUUUCUCCUUCAGCCACUUUCUCCCUGGGCACGAGGUGGGUGUCUGCAGCUUUGCCCGAUUCUCUGAGGAGUUCCUGCAGGGGGAGCCUGGCACCUCUGACCCUGUCCCUGAGGCAGCUGUAUAUAAUCCUGCAGUUCCCGGACCAGAUAGGCACCGCACACUGAGCUUCAGCUCCCUGGGGAUGGUCCAGAGCUGCAAGAUCACGAGCCAUGAGCUAUGCCAUCUCCUGGGCCUGGGGAGCUGCCGCUGGCUGGGCUGCAUAAUGCAGGGUGCACUCAGCCUGGACGAGGCACUGCAGCGGCCCCCCGACCUGUGUCCCAUAUGCCUACGGAAACUGCAACACCUUCUGGGCUUCCGGAUCCUCGACAGGUACAAGGGACUCUAUGCCUGGACCCAGGCUGUGGCAGGGACCUGGCCCAGCUGGCAGGCGGCCGAGCACUCAGGGUCAGAGGAAACCCUGCCCCUCAGCGCAGACUCAGGGCUGGGCAGUGAGAACGACUCAGAGGCACUCACCAGCCUGUCAGAGCCUCUGACUCCCGAUGGUGGAGACCCUGAGCUGGAGCCUCCAGAGGACCUGGAGGGCCAGCUGCCACCAUUGCCCAGGGGCCCUGCUGAGCCUGAGGGGACUCUCCGGGAACAGAGACUCUGGCUAGCGGCCUGCAUCCAUACUCUGGAGAGGGAUGUGUCUGAGGUGGAGCUGGCGCGACUGGACGAGGCUGUGGAUGCACUGACCCCCUGGGAGCUGUUCACCGGGCAGCUGCCGGCCACUCGGCAGGUCCUGCCUAGUGCCCAGGAUGGCGCAGGGCUGCGGAAGGCCCUGGGGGACACUCUGUCCUCCUGGAGGAGGAAGCUGGGCUCACGGAGGUUUGCCAAGGCAGAGUCCCCCCCUUGUCACUAG